Eremomyces bilateralis CBS 781.70 is the source of this 1934-nucleotide messenger RNA. Its product is annotated as TIP49-domain-containing protein. Bases 261 to 1712 code for a protein of 483 amino acids. The transcript is spliced from 3 exons. Lineage: Eukaryota; Fungi; Ascomycota; Dothideomycetes; Eremomycetales; Eremomycetaceae. Gene Ontology annotation, cellular component: Ino80 complex; Swr1 complex; R2TP complex. Gene Ontology annotation, biological process: chromatin remodeling; box C/D snoRNP assembly; regulation of transcription by RNA polymerase II. Gene Ontology annotation, molecular function: DNA helicase activity; ATP binding; ATP hydrolysis activity. The record is from RefSeq and is a predicted model, not a curated record.
GCGUUCACCAAAUCGCUACACCUGUCUCUACUCAUUGUCACGACAUCCAGCUCUUUGCUUGCCUUUUCACUGGCUUGGUAUCCUCGAGUUCAACAGCCCCUCGGUCCUUGCGUCAUAUAAUCUAUAACGCCGCUGCUGGACGACGACCAUCGUCGAAGGAUUCGAGCGUACCCUAGGAGUGGAGAGUGAGAGACCAUAAAACAACCUCCAUCCCAUCUCUUCUACCUCCACACUCGCCUCACAGCCACCACUCCCUCAUCAUGGCUCCCACCGCAAUCACCGACGUUAAAAGCACCUCGCGCGAACACCGCACCGCCGCCCAUACCCACAUCAAAGGCCUCGGCCUCCGCAGCGACGGCACCGCGGAGCCCUCCUCCGGCGGCUUCGUCGGGCAAGCGCACGCGCGCGAAGCAUGCGGACUCGUCGUCGACCUCGUCCGUGCGAAGAAGAUGUCCGGGCGCGCGGUGCUUCUCGCGGGGGGCCCCGGCACGGGAAAAACAGCGCUUGCGCUGGCGGUGUCGCAGGAGCUGGGGACGAAGGUGCCAUUCUGCCCGAUCGUGGGGAGCGAGAUCUACAGCGCGGAGGUGAAGAAGACGGAGGCACUGAUGGAGAAUUUCCGGCGGGCGAUUGGGCUGCGGGUGCGGGAGGUGAAGGAGGUGUAUGAAGGGGAGGUGACGGCGUUGACGCCGGAGGAGACAGAGAAUCCGCUAGGGGCGUAUGGGCGGACGAUCGCGCAUUUGCUGGUCGGGUUGAAGAGCGCGCGGGGGACGAAGAAGUUGCGGUUGGAUCCGAGUAUUUACGAGGCGAUUCAGAAGGAGCGGGUGCGGUUGGGGGACGUCAUCUACAUUGAGGCGAACACGGGCGCAGUCAAGCGGGUGGGACGAAGCGAUGCGUAUGCGACCGAGUUCGAUCUGGAGGCGGAGGAAUAUGUGCCCGUGCCGAAAGGGGACGUGCAUAAGAAGAAGGAGAUCGUGCAGGACGUCACGUUGCAUGAUCUGGACGUCGCCAACGCGCGGCCGCAGGGUGGGCAGGAUGUUGUGAGCUUGAUGGGCCAGCUGAUGAAGCCGAAGAAGACGGAGAUCACGGAGAAGUUACGGGCGGAGGUCAACAAGGUGGUGUCGAGGUUUAUCGACCAAGGCGUGGCCGAUUUGGUGCCGGGAGUGUUGUUCAUCGAUGAGGUCCACAUGCUUGACCUCGAAUCCUUCACCUACCUCGCCCGCGCCCUCGAAUCCCCUCUCUCCCCCCUCGUUAUCCUCGCCUCCAACCGCGGCCUCGUCUCCCCCCGCACCUCCGCCGACUCCGCCUUCUCCCACACCGACGACGACCUCCCCCCGUCCCCGCACGGCCUCCCCACCGACCUCCUCUCCCGCUGCCUCAUCGUCCCCACCUUCCCCUACGCGCAGCCCGAGAUCCGCUCCAUCGUCGCCUCCCGCGCCAAGAUCGAGGGCGUGCAGCUCGCGGACCCCGCGCUGGACGAACUGGCCGGCGUGGGCGCCGAGAUCAGUCUGCGGUAUGCGGUGGGGUUGAUCGGGCCGUCGGCGGUGCUCGCGCGCGUGGCGGGGAAAACGGUGCUGGGCAGUGGGCAGAUGGGGGAGAAGGAGAAGAGUGUCGUGAACGUCGGAGUCGAGGAGAUUCGGGAGGCGAAGGACUUGUUUUGGGAUGCGAGCCGGAGCGCGAAGGCGGUGGGGACCGGGUCGGGAUGGAUUGGGUGAGACGGUUAAUUAACCUGUGGGGUCGGACGCGCUUUCAAUGGGAUGGUGCAAGGCGUAUGGCUUAGAAAACGGUGUCCAGAUAGAUCGUGGUCUUGUACAAUGGAGUGGAAUCCGGAUGGGCACGGCGGAAUAUCAAAAGCUUUUCUGGUUCAAUUAGGUUGUUUUAUGGUCUUCUUGAUCUAGAUUAGGAAUUGAAGUCGUAAAUCAUAACUUAUUCAUCUG